UGUUGAGAAUCGACAGUCGUUUUUAUCCGUUUGCUAACUUAAGUUGUUUGUUUAAAAAAUAUAAGUAGUAAAUUUUCAGAAUUUGAGUACUAAAUUAAAUAAAUAAAUAAAUUUAUUUUUGAAAUCUGGAGUAUACUCAAUCAUGAAGGUGUCAAAAUUUUUGAUAAUCUUAAUGACAAUUUUAAUUAACAAACCGGUGAUUGAGGCACCGAAGCCACCAUCGAAACCAAUGACGUCGGAUGUAAUGAGGGAAUUGUCGAGCGUAUUACGAAAUAAACCAUCCAGGGAAUCACCGAGGGAAUCACCGAGGGAACCGCUGACGAAUCCAUUGAACGAAGCACAAAGAGCACCACCAAGACUACCACCGAAGAAUCCAUUGAACGAAGCACAAAGAGCACCACCAAGAAUACCGCAGCGGAAACCGUUGAAUGAACCACAGAGGGCACCACCAAGAGUACCUCCGAAAGAACCACUGAGGAUACCGUCGAGGCAACUGCCGAGUGAACAAUCGCAUGUAUCUUCUAAGGAACCACCAUCCAUUUACAUUAAAGAUGUCGGGUUCAUGGUUGGAAUUUUUGAAAAAAAUGAUCAUGGCACUUUUUUCCAGGGUCAGGGGGUUCUAGUUGAGGGUAACCGUGUUCUCACCAGCUCACUCAUUUAUUACAGUGGCUUAACUUUAUACGUACGAGCUUACAAUUGGCCUAAGAAUGUUCAUCUUUAUGAAAAACAAAAAGCUUUUCCCACUGAUUACAUAGAACGGAAAGUUAGUCGGAUUAAUAUAAUGCACGACUAUAAAAUCAUGCAAAUCCUUGAUUUAGCAGAAGCUUUUCCAAUCGAAGUCAAUACUAUCAGUUAUUUACAGACUUCAAUUAAAGAUUUUUACCAAACUGGCCAUAAGUGUGCAGUGGUAGCACUUAAAGACAAGAGUAGCGAUGAUUGGCUCGAUGAAAGUGACCAAUUAUUAAUAAUAAAACAACGGAAAAUAGGCUCGGAUCAACUUUUCAGACCGGGAAGUUGUAAAACACAGUUGAUGUCAUCUUUACGAGAAGAAAAUAUCAACAGGUUUGAUAAAAGAGCUUGGUUUUGUGGAGAAGAAAUCGGAAGAAAGAAAUGUCACCGUUACCGAGGAGGAGCUGCUCUUGUCUGUGAAUCACGUGAUUUACCUAACAAAUACUUUUUAGCAGGUGUUCAAGUAGAUCAAGACAAGUGUGAGGUUUUGUUCCAAGAUACUACUAAGGCUGCUGAUCCUAUUUAUGCGGAAUUGGCUUUUAGAAAUUAAUUAUUAUUAAUUUAAUUUAACUGUCAAAAUCAAAUGUUCGUACUUACAUACAUGUAAUUGUAAUUACUAAACUAACCAUGUAUAUCUGAGGUCAUCUAGAGACAACAGUCCUGAAACCAUAAUAAAAAAAUUAAAAAUA
This is a messenger RNA of Microplitis demolitor, 1418 nucleotides long. RefSeq lists its product as uncharacterized. The coding region runs from base 143 to 1279 and encodes 378 amino acids. Lineage: Eukaryota; Metazoa; Arthropoda; Insecta; Hymenoptera; Braconidae. The record is from RefSeq and is a predicted model, not a curated record. The transcript is spliced from 4 exons.